This is a messenger RNA of Uncinocarpus reesii 1704, 462 nucleotides long. RefSeq names its product 40S ribosomal protein S15. The transcript is spliced from 5 exons. Lineage: Eukaryota; Fungi; Ascomycota; Eurotiomycetes; Onygenales; Onygenaceae. The coding region runs from base 1 to 462 and encodes 153 amino acids. Gene Ontology annotation, biological process: ribosomal small subunit assembly; translation. Gene Ontology annotation, cellular component: ribosome; cytosolic small ribosomal subunit. The record is from RefSeq and is a predicted model, not a curated record. Gene Ontology annotation, molecular function: structural constituent of ribosome; RNA binding.
AUGGCUGACACCGAAUACAAUGCGGAAGAGGCUGCUGAGUUGAAGAAGAAGAGAACAUUCAGAAAGUUUUCCUACCGUGGAAUCGAUCUCGACCAACUCCUUGAUCUUUCUUCUGAACAGCUCCGCGAUGUCGUUCACGCUCGUGCUCGUCGCCGAUUCAACCGCGGUCUCAAGCGCAAGCCAAUGGGCUUGAUCAAGAAGCUCCGAAAAGCGAAGCAGGAGGCCAAGCCAAACGAGAAGCCCGAACUCGUCAAGACGCAUUUGCGUGACAUGAUUGUUGUUCCCGAAAUGAUCGGUAGCGUCGUCGGAAUCUACUCCGGCAAAGAAUUCAACCAGGUUGAAAUUAAGCCUGAAAUGGUUGGACACUACCUCGGAGAGUUCUCCAUCUCAUACAAACCCGUCAAGCACGGUAGACCCGGUAUCGGUGCUACUCACUCUUCGCGUUUCAUUCCUCUCAAGUAA